AUGGAACAGUCCACUAUCAAUCUCGACGACAGCCCCUUCAGCACCCUCGACGUGUGGUGCGACUGGAAUGGCGAUCCGGAGGAACCAGUGUCCAUCACAAUAUCCAUGGAGGCCUGGACCCGUCCCAACCUUAAUCUACCAAUUCUCAACGCCCAGUCGCCGAAUGUUACCCGUGGCCCAAAGGAAGCCAUCUAUUUGAAGGCUGACAUCCCCGAUUCCGAUAUCCCUACCCCACCAGAGAAGGAAAAUCGGGUGCCCAGCCAAUACAAUGACGACACUGAGCUCUACUCGGUCACAGGUCGCGUCACUUCCUAUUCUGAGAGUGUUGUUGUGCAUGAUGGUUCGCGAGAUGACGGCUCUACCUUUCCGGUUGACUAUGCAGCAACCCAAGAUGAUGCAUCUGAUAUUCCCCAGGGUGUCUCCCGUCAUGAUGUUGAUAUCUCGACCAUGUACACCCAGGUUGACAGUCCGGAUAGCCCGACUUCCCCCAACCCUCGCAAAAGAUCAGCCAAGACUGCCUCCCUGCCCGACUCGAUUCCUCCCGAGGAUGAGUACAAUGGCAACCGACACAAACUUGCAAUGACUACAAUCGACCCCCAGCCGCAACAAAAGCCCCCAUCGCAGACUCCCAGCAUCCCCAGCACACCUAGCACCCCCAGUAAACCCGGCAAGACUAGCAGUUCUAUUCCUAUUAGCACCCGCCGUUCUGCCAAUUUGCACAGACACAGCGCGACAUCUGGGAAUACCACGUCGCCUGAGACAUCGGCUCGAGAGCCGAGGGCAGACUUGUCGAGUGUUCAAUCCGAGCCUCUUCCAUUGAAAGCCAAGAGAGCUACGGUCGAAAAUAUACUCGAUGAAACUCCUGCUUGGCACGAUCCAGAAACUCCCCCCAAUAAGGUUGAAAUGAGCAGCACCGAGCCGCUUACCGAAGCAAAUUUGUUUCAGCGAAACCGUGAUACAAGUUCUCUGCGUGUAUGCAACGGGAGCCUUCCUGACACUGAUGGCAGUGAUGAGGAAAACGAGGACCUACCUCACUCUCUUAGCCCCCUCGGAUCGUCGUCAAAAUUCUCGAGUCGUGAGUUCAAUCAACUCAAUCAGUCCCAGUUGCAUCUUCCGCGGUUCUUAUCCGCAAAACUCGCCCCAAAGAACGACCCCAAGCUCGUCUUGGAUAAUGGCAUCCUUUACCUGCAGACUUCUCCCAACGUCCAUCCUGCGACCUACAAAAUCGGAAUCAUGCUCAAAAUCAGGCUGCAGAGAGGAAAAUCGAACAACUGGUGGGAGUUGGUUAUCAGUGGACUGCCUCGACUUGCCCAAUUCGAAUCUGGCUAUCUCUACUUCCGAACACCGCCGGGCCAGGGAAUGGAGUUCGUGACUUCGUCUUUCAAAAGACAUACUCUGGUAGAAAGCUGUUUGAUGGCCCAAUUCGACGGCGGGAAAAGCCUCGUGGCCCCUUUCCGCAAGUGCGAUGCCAAAUCCUACGGAUAUCUCAAAGACUACAAAGUCAACACGGUCAUUCAGGCGGAGAUGGCAGAGGCCAGAGACCCAUCGCUCUAUGUCAUUAAGUACAAUGCAGUUUGCUCCAUUGACCUCAUCAACCACAACUUCUGGGCAGAGAAGUGUAGGUUCCAUCUGGAUGUGCAUGGUGGCCCGGAAGGCUACUUCGAUGGCGUCCUAGAUGCCGAAAAGCCUUUGAUGAACAUUCUUCGGCUAAAGUCCGCAUCGACUGACCGGGUUGGAAUCUCGCAUAUGGAUAUUAUUAGCAUUCCUCAGGCUCUGGGCAUGUUCACGGUGACAUGGGAAGUUGCGCUUCCGCGAGACAAGGCUGUCACCUGGCUGCCAUGGAUCAAAAGCACGUUAAGCAACCUGGAUGUUGAGAAUGCCCUCAAAGAGGAUUAUGCCCUGUUUAACACCAAGCCCAGCCAUGUCUACUUGGAGAAUAAGAAGGUUGUGACUUCAUUUCAAGCUCCAUGUUCCCGGCCUGGUGCCAUCCAUCGUUCCGAGCCUGAGUUGUCUAGGCCCCUAGCUACAGAGAUUCUCGCUCCAAAUUCCCUGCUGGGUGAAGAUAUCUGCAUUCACAACUAUGAAUUUAAUGGGAAUCCAUUUGCUGGCAAUCUAGUCUUCGGUUCUCCGGUUGCCCAAUCUUCAGUCACGGAAACUCCAGCCAUAUUUUCAUCGGGUCAAGUCCAUGACAGCAAGCUUAAAACUUUUGGCAACCCAUCUCCCGAAGUCUCAGUCUCCCAGUCUACGAUUGCCAAGCCUACAGAUCCAGUGGAAAUAGUUGCCAAGCUUACAGCCGCCGAGACUCCGAUUGCUAGCCCAAAGAAGCCGCACUAUGCUGUACGCGUGCUAUGGGGCCUGUGGUCUUUGAUAGAGUCCCUUUUCUACUGGCUUACUCUGCUGGCGUCGGUCCACAUCAUAUAUCAGUCGUACAUGCUACUCAAUAAUAGUUCGCGUCUUGAUUCCAUUAUCGUCCGCUCCCGAUGUCCAAAACAGAACGUGUGUAUCCAUGACUCAAAUGGCUUCGUCGCAAGAGCACUCACCUUUGCUGAGCUGGCGACAGAACUGGAUGGUCUCUUGGCUGGGAACAACUCUCGGUUGGAGUUGACAGGAGAUGAAAACAAACAGAUAGUGAACGCCACCAUUGUCAACGAUGCUCUUGCCGAUACCACCUUCGUUGACCCGGCUAUUGUCGACACGCCCAUUGUCGGCAUGCCCAUUGCCGAUACACCCAUUGUCGAAAACACCGUGGUCCAUACUGUCCCAAUGCCCCUGAGGGAUCGUAUUGACUACUUUCUCGGAUGGCGGGGACCAAUCGAGAGAGGUUAA
Molecule: messenger RNA, 2826 nt
Organism: Penicillium paradoxum
Lineage: Eukaryota; Fungi; Ascomycota; Eurotiomycetes; Eurotiales; Aspergillaceae
Exons: 2
Coding region: 1-2826 (941 amino acids)
Source: RefSeq, a predicted model, not a curated record